AUGUUUCAAACCCCAACAACUGUUUAUUCUUCCAUUCCAGCUAGCAGCUCUCCAUCCACUAGUGUAUCCGUUCCAACAACAAUUGUUUCGUCAUCUGUUACAACGGUUUCGUCAACCAGUCUUCUAUCUUCUGUCUUAACUACGGCACCUCCACAACUUAUAUCAACUGGAUUUGUUAUUAUCAAGUCAUCAACACCUACAUCAUCAAUUCCCCAAAGCUCUUUGCUGAAAUCAUCAUCAUACGUAUUUACCAAACCACCACCCCCUUCAUCUUCUGUUCCAAAAACACCAUCUACUGCAUCGAGUCCUCAACCACCCAGCAGCACUGUGGCUCCCCCAACAACUGUCUAUUCUUCCAUUCCAGCUAGCAGCCAAACCCACUUCGUCACCGAAACCCACACUGUGGCCCCCCAACAACUUCUUCUUCCAGCUAGCAGCUCUCCAUCCACCAGUGUAUCCGUUCCAACAACAAUUGUUACUUCUGCACCAACUAGC
Molecule: messenger RNA, 495 nt
Organism: Dendronephthya gigantea
Lineage: Eukaryota; Metazoa; Cnidaria; Anthozoa; Malacalcyonacea; Nephtheidae
Product: cell wall protein DAN4-like
Exons: 4
Source: RefSeq, a predicted model, not a curated record